Molecule: messenger RNA, 792 nt
Organism: Podarcis lilfordi (Lilford's wall lizard)
Lineage: Eukaryota; Metazoa; Chordata; Lepidosauria; Squamata; Lacertidae
Source: the annotation of a GenBank genome assembly
AUGCCCCGCGACAACAUGGCCUCCCUGAUCCAGCGGGUGGCCCGGCAGGCCCGCCUCACGUUCCGCCCGCCGGGCGGUAACAACAGCGGCGGCGGCGGCGGCGACGGGAGCGGGCCUCGCUUCGCGGAGAACCUGCACCGCCUGCAGCAGCUGCUGAACGAGGUCCGGGCCGAGGACCUGCGCCUGUCCCCGCGGGGCCCGUCGGCGGUGCCGGGCCUGGCGCAGCCUCCCGUAAGCUACAUGCACAUCUGCGAGACGGAGAGCUUCAGCAUGGGCGUCUUCGUGCUGCGCGCCGGCGCCUGCAUCCCUCUGCACGACCACCCGGGCAUGGACGGGCUGCUCAAGGUGCUCUACGGCACGCUGCGCAUCGCCUGCUUCGACGCCCCCGACGGCGGAGCCGGGGGAGCCGGGGCGGGAAGCGCCACCUCCGCGGGGGCGUCGUCGUCGGGGCAGCCCCCUCCUGCUCGCUCCCGCCGGCGCGCCCUGCUCCGCUCGCACCAGCUCUACACGCCCGCCUCGGCGCCGUGCCUGCUGUCGCCGCACACCGACAACCUGCACCAGAUCGACGCCGUGGGCGGGCCCGCCGCCUUCCUCGACAUCCUCGCGCCGCCCUACGACCCGGAGCACGGGCGGGACUGCCACUACUUCCGCCUGCUGGACGGGCAGAGCCUGCCUCCGCCCGCCGCCGACCCUCCGGGGCUGCCCAAGGAGGUGUGGCUGCUCGAGACGCCCCAGGCGGCGGAUUUCUGGUGCGGCGGAGAGCCCUACCCGGGGCCCCAGGUGUCCCCUUGA